Messenger RNA from Branchiostoma floridae (Florida lancelet), 2692 nucleotides. RefSeq names its product gastrula zinc finger protein XlCGF57.1-like. NCBI's taxonomy places the organism in Eukaryota, Metazoa, Chordata, Leptocardii, Amphioxiformes, Branchiostomatidae. The record is from RefSeq and is a predicted model, not a curated record. The transcript is spliced from 2 exons. Bases 163 to 1836 code for a protein of 557 amino acids.
GAGUAUCAGGUUUGUGACCUCUCACCUUUACCAUGUAGGUGAGCUGACGUCCGCCAUUUUGUUUUGUGUCUCGUCUAGCGUUUUUCAAAUCCUCCAAACUGACGCGAUUUUUACCGAUUUGUAGGAGUCUUGGAGACCGCUUACUACCAUUGACCUUCAGAGAUGGUGGAGUUCACAUGUGUGCUUCCUGUUCAAGAGCUUCAAGCGGAACAAACUGCAGACGAGACGCACAUCAAAGAGGAGCCGACAGGAGACACUGGAUGGCAACAGGAUGGACAAGAGAACGUGCUGUGCCAGGAAACGUACAGUGAGGACCAGGAAACAUACGACUACCAACCAACCGAACAUCGAUAUCCUAGGAACGAGACUUACAACAGUUGGGAGCAGACAACACACACGGGACUGCAGCAGGACGAAAAAAGGGACGAAACGUGCGGUGUAAAAGCAGAAAUGGAAGAGUCCAGCUGUGGAUUUGUUAGUAUUGGAGAACAUUCUUGGAAGGAGAUGGAACUUUAUGGAAAUCCUGGGAAGGAGAGUGACAGCAGAGAGACCCAGACAACAGACAUGGGCCUGCAGCAGGAAACGUGUGAUGUGAACUUUCCCCAACCUGACAACACAUCAACUUCACAUGUACAGGAGAGAGGCAAGAUAGGUAGGCAUGUUGUUAAACACACCGGUGAGAAACCCUACAUGUGUGGGGAGUGUGGGUACAGAACGGCUGAAAGGUCUAACUUAUCCGUACACAUGAGAACUCAUACAGGAGAAAAACCCUACAAGUGCGACCAGUGCGACUAUUCUGUAGCACACAAAUCCCACUUGUCUCGACACCAAAGAAAGCAUACAGGUGAGAAACCCUACAUGUGUGGGGAGUGCGGGUACAGGACAGCUCAAAGGUGUACAUUAUCCCUACAUAUGAAAACCCAUACAGGAGAGAAGCCUUACAAAUGUGACCAGUGUGAGUAUGCUGCUGCACAUAAAUCCAACUUGGACAAACAUGUAAGAAAACACACUGGGGAGAAACCCUACAUGUGUGGGGAGUGUGGGUAUAGGGCAGCUCUAAAGGCCCAUUUAUCCCAACAUAUGAGAACCCACACAGGAGAAAGACCAUACAAGUGUGACCAGUGCGACUAUUCUGCAGCACAGAAAUCCACCUUAGACCGACAUCUAGCAAAACACACUAGGGAGUGUGGGCACAGGUUGGCUCGAAAAUCCAAAUUAUUCCCACAUAUGAGAACCCGUACCGGUGAGAAACCCUACAUGUGUGGGGAAUGUGGGUACGGGACAACUUGUAAGUCUCACUUAUCCCGACACAUGAGAACCCACACAGGAGAAAAGCCCUACAAGUGUGACCAGUGUGACUACUCUGCGGCAGAAAAGUUAUCUUUGAACGAACAUUUAGCAAAGCAUACUGGUGAGAAACCCUUCAUGUGCGGGGAGUGUGGGUUCAGGACAGCUAUUAAGUCUGACUUAUGUCGACAUAUGAGAAUCCACACAGGAGAAAAGCCCUACAAGUGUGACCAGUGCGACUAUUCUGCUGCACAUAAAUCCAACUUGGUCACACAUGUAACAAAACACACCGGUGAGAAACCCUACAUGUGUGGAGAGUGUGGGUACAGGGCGGCUCAGAAGGCUCACGUAUCCCGACAUAUGAGAACGCACACAGGAGUAAAACCCUACAAGUGUGAGCAGUGCGACUAUUCAACAGGACGAAAAUUCACUUUGGGCCAACAUAUGAGAACCCAUACAGGAGAAAAGCCCUACAAGUGUGACCAGUGUGACUAUUCUGCUGCACAUAAAUGCUCCUUAAACCGACAUGAAAAGAAAGCACACCGGUAAAAAGACCUAGCUGUGCGGAGUGUGCGGGUACAGGACAACUCAAAUGUCUAAAUAGCCAAGCAUAUAAGAACCUAAAGAGGAGGAAAAAAUACAUGUAUAAUUGUGUUACUGCAGGCAUCUAGGACAUCUUACCUUUAUCUACUUUUCGAAAGACAUACAAAAGAAACUUACUUCACAAGUGUGACAAAUGUACAUCAAACAGCUUACCUAAACUACCUAGUCCCACGACCUCCAGGUCAUGGGGGAGUGAUGCAAGGCAACCAGCAGGAUCUUUUUGAAAUAUAAGAGCUUAUAGUUAUACUGGCGACAGGUGUACAGCAUACAACUUUGUCCUCUUGAAACGUGAAAAGCUGUAGGGUGGAAGACCUCUAGUGGAAUGUGAAUUGUCUUAAUCUGUACCUGUGCCCGAGAACUACUCUGUGGUAAGGAAUUAUACAUGAGAGGCAGACAUGUCCCAGCGAGAUUGCGAGGAUUUUGGCAUAUGUGUCUUACAUAAUUCGACGAAGAUUUUGUACAUAUAGUUUCAGUACUUUGGCAUUGACUUUCUGUUUUGAAUUUUACAUGUUCUUUUUAAAUGUCGGAGAUGAUAGGAGUAUAGAAUUUAAACACGUUCUAACAGCAUUAUAUUUACGUGCUUUACUGAAGUCUUUUCGGUUUCAUAACCUCCUGCUUGUAAUAAUCAGCAUAUCGAGUGUAUUAUAUACAUAUAGAAGAAUUGACUUGACUUACUUAAACAGUAGUAGUCUGUUCACGGAUAUUCUCAGUUUGCUUAUAGCUAUAUAUAUCCUAACAAAAUGUUUGAAAACGUAGCGUAACUUUCUAAAGACCUUUCACAAUAAAAUUAAUGUAGGGAAAA